Messenger RNA from Anisakis simplex (herring worm), 1053 nucleotides. Lineage: Eukaryota; Metazoa; Nematoda; Chromadorea; Rhabditida; Anisakidae. The record is from the annotation of a GenBank genome assembly.
AUGCAACGAAUUCGCUCGUUGUCGGACGCUAUUCCGAUUUUCAACCGAAAAUUCCAUUCCGUGUGUUUGGCUCAGUUAUUAUUUGGAAUUUUGGUUGGUAGUCUAAUUGGACUGUCUGCAAAAUAUGAAUAUGAAUGGAACGCGAAUUUGUAUGGUGAUAAUGCAUUGGACAACGAGCUAUCGGUGUUAACAGGGGACACCGUCGAUGAGGACAACGACAUCGCAACGAGCAGUAUUUACAUUAGAUGCAUUGUUAUAGUUUACAAACAUCGUGAUAAGAAAUCGAGAAAAAAUUUCACUUCCAUUGCGAUCGAAAAUUAUUUUGGUUCAUCAGCCUUCAGCUCAGUUGAAACACUCUCAGUUUUGUUCGAGAUCGUUAUUCUCAUAUUGAUGGCAAUACUACUCGAAGAACUGCAGACGGUUUAUGUCAAUUCAUGGCAGACGGCUUAUUAUUGGAAUUUUUAUGGAAAGGUGUUGAAAUAUGUGAGUAGUAAUUUGUUGAAUGAAGUAAGCAGUGAAAAUGCAAUAAGUUGGACGGUAAUUGGUGAUGAACGAAUGUACGUUGUGGUUGAGAAUCUGAGAAAAUAUCUCACCAGAUUCGAUCGUCGAAAACCAAUUCUGAUCGGACGUGUUACGAUAACAAGGAAUUUAUUAUCGUAUCUGUUUCCGUUUGGUCGACAAUCAACAAUAAUGUCGUUAAAAGCUGGCAUGAUAUUUUCUGAUGAAGCGUUGAAACUGAUAACAAAGGAUGACACAUGUGAUUAUUGGGCAUUUCCAAGAUCUACUGAAAAAGCGAUUAUCAAGUGUGCAUCAUCACUUAACAUUCGUAUCGUUGAUCCUACUGAUAAGGACGGAAUGUAUUUAAUGCACUCAAAAAGUCCAAAGGAUCUUAUACCUACAUCGUCGCAGUUUACGUUCACUUCACUUUACAAGAAAACAAACGUGAAGGUGGAAUGCUGCAGUGAUGAGGCGAUUACAUUCGGCGAUAUGAAUUAUAAACAACUACGCAUGAUUGAUUUCUUUACAAAGGCGAAGGUGUUCGGUAUUUCUUAG